AUGCCCAGCGCAACACUCCCCGCUCAAACCUCCACACCCGUCCCGCUAGCUCCCAGCCAGGCAAAGCGGCUUUAUGGAGCCAUUCACCUCUUCUGUGCCCUGAAGGAUGCACUUCCCCAUGUGUCGAACCCCCAUACGUCGGACGAUGACUCUAUUGUUACCACCCCCGACGAAGAUCGCGCCCUGUAUAGGUGCUUCGUCAACAAGAUUGCGCAAAUUUGCGAUACUAAGCAUGGGGGAGACACCGUCACGAGCGCCAUGAUUGUCCAACCUGGUCAGGUGGAAUACUGGAUUGCCUCUAAUAGUCGCACCAAGACACAGAUGGCCAGGGUCAAGGAGUUUUUGUCUGACGAGAUCUUGAAAGUACUUGGAAGCAUGAAAGGGCAAGAUCUUGAAGACGAAGCCAAGGUCAAGGCUGUCUCGGACAGUCUGUUGAAGAAGGUCAUCGUGUACUGUCGGUGGCGCCUGUACAAGUACCUCAGAACAUUGGUUGACAAUAUUGGACUUUGCCUAGAGAGCUGCGCCAAGGACUCUGGCGCUGAGGGUAAGUUACUGGCACCUGGAAAUCUAUCGAUGGGAGUUAAAGCUGACACAAACCAGCCACAAUGGCAGGACGCCUGCGGGAGCUACUUCCGAUUGCCGAGGCAGCGGUGGCCUCUUGGCCCCAUGAUCUCCUGUCCUGUAUGUGCCAUGCCAAGUCCCAAUGUUAUCUUCGUCCCAAGUCUGUCCGCAACUAACAUCUCACCUCAACAGUCACCCAAGAAACCUACCGCCUCCUCAUGGCCCUCAAAAAAUCCUACACCUCCUCCUUUGCCUCCUUCCUCCGCCUCAAAGCCCCCUCCUCGGAAAACGUCUCGAACUCGUCCCCAAAAAAGGACAGCCCCCCUUCCCCUUGGAUCGAAACGCGCCACGCCCUCCGCCGCCCUCCACUUCUACACCCCUCGCCAUCCCGCGUCUUUCUUGUCCCCCCGCGGAAAAUGGCCCGACCUCUUCGAGUCCCCCGAAGUCAUCCCAUACCCCUCCCCAGCUAAGCUCCCCAGCCCCCUCCAGAUCAAGGAAAGAAUGUGCACAGGCAAAGACCUCCUCAACCGCCUCACCCCCGACGUUGAAGUUCACGCCGCUUACGACUUCUUUUCCCCCCAGCUCCAAGCCAGGGAUUUCGACGCCGGCCUCAAAAAUUCCAUCAAAGACCCCAAGUGCAUCACCACCGUCCAUGCAGAAGUAACACUCUUGUCCAACCUCCGCAGGGAGACCCUUUGUCCUUCCCCUGGCAGGGAGGAUGCACAUUGGGAUUUCUUCAUGGAGGAUAAAUUCGGGAGGUACAUCGGCUGUUCCAAGCCCACUUGCAUGCUGUGCGACAUUUACUUUGAGGCUUCUCCCGUCAAGGUGGAUAGGAGAAAGGGACACGGCAAUUUGUAUCAUAAGUGGAGGGUGGCGGAUAUCAUCCAGGGGUCGAUGGUGAAUGGGGCAGUGGAAAUGUUGGUGAGGGAGAGGAAGAAUGUGAUUGAGGAGAUGAUCAAGACGCUGAAAAAGGAGGUGAAGGGGGUGUUGGUGGAGAGGAGGGGUUGGAGGGGGAGUAGACAUGAUAGUCGGGCUACGCCUUCGAAUCCGUUUGGGUCUGCGGUCACAGCUGCGGGGAGCGUGAGGGGUGGUUUGACGGAGGGGAGGUUGAUGCAAGCGCAGGCUGGCCUGCAUGGGAGUGUGGGUAGUGGAAGUGGGAGUGUUCAAGGUCGUGGUAGGCGGGGGAGGUUGGUGUUGGAGGAGGUGGAGGAGGUGGAGGAUGAGACUGAUGGUGACCAGGGGGAGUGCAUGGAGGGAGAGUCUGUGGAGGAGGUCAGCAGAUUGAUGGGUCAGUUGAGUGUCACUCGCGCUCGUAAGGAGGAGGAGGAUGAUGAUGAUGAAGGUGGCGCCAAGCUCUAG
Messenger RNA from Podospora anserina S mat+, 1920 nucleotides. RefSeq lists its product as uncharacterized. Bases 1 to 1920 code for a protein of 639 amino acids. Lineage: Eukaryota; Fungi; Ascomycota; Sordariomycetes; Sordariales; Podosporaceae. The record is from RefSeq and is a predicted model, not a curated record. The transcript has a single exon.